This is a messenger RNA of Lactuca saligna, 627 nucleotides long. Lineage: Eukaryota; Viridiplantae; Streptophyta; Magnoliopsida; Asterales; Asteraceae. The record is from the annotation of a GenBank genome assembly.
AUGGAUGUGAAACAUCUUCACGCAAUAGACACUGAAACCUACAAUGCUGAUAUUAAGGGGGAGAAACAUAUCCCUCAAGGGGAACCAAGUGGAGUUGAAUCAGAUGAUGAUGUUCCCCUGAUCAAGAAAAGGAAGGAAACAGUUGAUUAUAGUUUUGGUAUUGGUCCAUCUAAGAAGAAACACAAACAGAUUAUUGUGUCUGAAAUGGUAAGUGUAUGGGGUGUGUCCAUUGAAGUGGCUAAGGAGUUUUCCUGGAAACACAACAUUCAAACUACAAAUCGGUUGAUUGCCAGAAAACACUUAAAAAGGAUUCAAAAAAUUAUGUCUACCUCUACUUCAUUACCUAAUCAAAUUGAACAUCUAAACAAGUUUAACAAGUUGAUGACAAAGGAAAAAGAGAUGAAAGAAAAUGCAAUUACUAUGGAUGAAAGGAGCAGGUUUGGUGAUGUGCUAACAAGAAGAAAGGAUCCUAACCCAAUAAUCAAGGUUAGAAGCACUAAGCCUAAAAACAAAAAGAUGCUUACAUUGCAUAUUACCAGGCGAGGUGAUCAGGGUCUUACUGCGGUCCAAUAUACUGAAGUCUUAUUUGUCCAAGAUCUGCUGAAACUUAGAUACGAGUGGUUGUAG